Molecule: messenger RNA, 1958 nt
Organism: Penicillium brasilianum
Lineage: Eukaryota; Fungi; Ascomycota; Eurotiomycetes; Eurotiales; Aspergillaceae
Source: the annotation of a GenBank genome assembly
AAUACUGUUAAGUCUCCAAGACCCCCCAGUCAUGCCGUAUUGUCACCCAAAAUGUGCCGUGAACUCGUUUAAAAUUAUAUAAAGUCGCGUUCAACAUAUGCGCAUUAUUGCAACAUUCUGCUUUGCCUGUAUCGUGAGAUUGAGGGUUCAGGCAUCGUGCUUCGUCGUAAAGCCGUUCAACUUUCUAUUCAUCUCUUUUAGUCUGAAAACUAUGGACUUUCAUGACAAUAUCGUUCACCACCCUCUAGGUGCAGGUUCUUAUUAUUUCAAAGAGAGUCUCAUCAGAUACCUCAGUGGCCAAUGCCCACGGCAGGACAUCGCAAUUCACCUAGGUUCACAACCAAAUUGCAGUCCCCAUAUCGGAAAUGUUACCACCUUCGCCGUUGGAUUUGGUCUCGCUGCUGCCCUGAAAAAUGUCUGUUCUCGCACUGUCCGAGUGAAGUUCGUCUAUGUCGACAGUGCCCCCGCUCCAGGUCAAGAAUUCGUUGUCAGUGGUGUCAAAUACCAAAAAAGCCUCUCACACACGGGGGAUUUCCGCAUCCAUCAAAAGGCGUUUGGAAACGUGCUCGAUCAGUUAUCCCGUCUUUCAGGUGUUCCCUACGACAAACAUACCCAGGAUCUUUGGCGAGAACAUCCCAAAUUCCCUAGAGUACUUCGGGAUCUCAUAUCCCAGCAUCAAACCCUGGGGCCCCAUUUGUCACCGGACACAGGCAAGCUAGCGAUAAGGACGCCGUGUCCCCAUCAAGGUUGUGGUAUCGCAGACAAGCAUGGCCUGAACAACAAAUACCACAUUGAUGGACGCAUUACAUUCCUGUGUCCAGACCACGGAGAGCACUACGUCGAUUUGGAUUCGCCUACUGGCCUGGCACGCCUGGAGUUCAACACGCCACUUCGGAAUCUUAUACGAACAAUGAUAACCGGCAGUGACAUGAGCAGGUCAUGGAUUAUGUGCACUGGAUCCGACUACGCUGGCUUUUAUCAAGAGCAAUUCACAUGGCGCCUUCUUCCAUGCCCUCAGCAAGCACCGGUUAUCUUUUAUGCUCCUCAAAUCCUCGAUUGGUCCGGAGCCAAGCUAUCGAAGAGCUUGUAUGUUAAGCAAGAUGCUUACAGAUACUUACGUGCAGCUGAACGACAGUACUUACUUAACGUGGACCUGUUACUGAAGCGCGAACACGGACUGGAAGCUCUUUAUUUGGAAGUACAGGAAUGGAUAGAGAAACCCUUCAUGCUUUUUCGGAGCUACACAAUUGCGUAUCUUGAUAAGCAGCUAGUUUCACGAGGGAUGGACCCCUAUAACUGAUCCAGUCUUAGCUUCCAAUAACAAGACAUUAAUCCCUUUCUGGGCUUCUCAAAAAGAAAUCAAUUACAUGACCCGUUCGUUGGGGUGUUCUCUUCCAUCCGCUCCAGUGCACUAUCCUCCAAUGUUUUCGAAAGUAACUGAUGUUGUUUGUCCAGUGGACGGCUCCUCACAAAAUUGAUAGGUACCCAGCAAUACUUCUGUGGAGCCCCUUUCAAGAUCUUUAUUGCGAUAGCCUGCUCCAAGCUAAUGGGAUCUUUCAACAUCCACAGCUUUAAAAUCUCGUACCCGUAUUUUGAUUUCUUCCUCCCUGCUCUGAAAUCUGCAUUGCCGAUUCCUCCAUCAUUGGGUACCUCCUCUGGGGUUUUCCCUUUGGAUAUGAGUGCGACAUAUUCGAGCCGUUUCACGGGCGUGGUGGUGUAGAACCAGAUGCGGCUGACCUUCGACGGCAGAAGAUAGCUUCGGUAUUCAUGAUUUUUGGCACCUGAGGCUAUGUUGCUCAUAUGCUCAGGUUUGAUGCUCAUGAAUAUAUCUGAGGAUGAUUUUUGAGGUGAGGCCAUUUUUCAAAAUUUCUGGGUAAUCAGCGGUUGGAUCGGAUAUGUCUCGUUUGGUUUGAAAAGAGGAGCGAAGAACGCCGAAAAUAUCCUCGUUUUUCUUAGCG